AGCGAAGUGCCGGCUCCAGCGACCGGCAAACAACGCCCCUGGCACUCGCGUGGCAUCAGGCCGAUGGCCGAAGCUGAUGUCACCGCCGUGUCCGGCCUCUGCGUAGAUGAAAAGGGGAAGAUGACCAUCACCGCAGCGGAGCCGAACUAUUCCGACAUGUUCUAUGGGACCACGAACGGGCAGUACUCCGGGAAUUGGCACAACGGCCUUCCCGGUCAUCAGUUGGGGGAUGUGCCGUGCAUCAGCGAGAUCCUGGCAGCGCGGCCAACCAUCAAGAAGCCAGUGCGACCCAUUCAGACCACUGCCAAGUGCGUCUUGGCGAACCAGAUCGCAGAGGAACGAAGAGUCAUGCAAGCUGACAAGGUGCUGUCCGCGGAUGUGGUGCCCAAAAAGUUCCCGGUGCAGGCGCAGAACUACUGCUAUCCUCCCAGCGGGAAACAAGGAGCGAACAACCCGCUCUAUGCUACCAGCUCACAGGCAUACGGCAGCGAAAUGCCUCUAGAUCAUCAGGUGCCUGACCGCUACUUCCCCAGCACCAACCUCUUCACCAAGGCCUUCGUGGACACGAAGCCCAGAUUCACGGGGCUCAGCACCGCGGCGACGCCCUCCAAGGAGCUGGACAUGUUCUACUGACAUCGCUCAGCUUCUGUUGAAAGCGGAAGGCACUGGAUCUCUCUGGCAGGGCAAUCAAC
Effrenium voratum is the source of this 692-nucleotide messenger RNA. Lineage: Eukaryota; Dinophyceae; Suessiales; Symbiodiniaceae. The record is from the annotation of a GenBank genome assembly.